Cloeon dipterum is the source of this 2482-nucleotide messenger RNA. RefSeq names its product Transmembrane protein 214 (gene Tmem214). The record is from RefSeq and is a predicted model, not a curated record. NCBI's taxonomy places the organism in Eukaryota, Metazoa, Arthropoda, Insecta, Ephemeroptera, Baetidae. The coding region runs from base 139 to 2268 and encodes 709 amino acids. Gene Ontology annotation, cellular component: endoplasmic reticulum; Golgi apparatus. The transcript has 12 exons.
GAAAGGCCCGAUCGCUGAUCCCGUUGUGGGAGCCUUCUCUCUUGCACUGUUGUACUAAUCUGCUGGCGAGUGGCGAAAAUAAGUCGAACCCGUCCUUCUUUUGAAACGUGUCACUCUCGGCUCUCUGACUUAAUCACUAUGUCCUACCAGUGGGAGGUUGUUGGCGGAAAAAAGCCCAAAGCCAACGGACAGCAAAGCAACAAGCUGACCAAAAGCGAAAAGAAAAAAUUCGUCGAGAAUGCACCAAAGGCUGAAGACAUCUUGCCGUUAGUAGAAGUGCAGACCCUGUACACGAAAUUGGACAAGAAGAAAAAGGCCGGACGAGACGGCUCGAACGAAAACAAGCAGAAUGGCCAGUCAAACGGCAAAGCAGCUGUCAAAGCCGAGGUGGUCAGCAAACCGGCGGCGAGCAAAGCCAAGAAACAAACUCCAUCUCCAGCCAAGACCGUCAAAGAACAGUCGCCCGAGCAGAAGGCCAGGGCCGCCCUGAAGAGCGUGGAAGUGGCCGACCUCAGUGCCUUGGUCCAAUCUGGUAAGCAGCAAUAUGAAGAAGAGCCGUCGGUUUGGCUCCGCUUCCUGGCUUCCAGUUUGACCGCAAAACUGACCCCUGCGGUGUGGAACUAUUUAAACAUCGAAGACUUGAAGUCUUCAAUUUUGGAGCUGUGCCCUGGAGAGCUGAAGAAGAUGCUCGUGUCCACCGUCAAGGAGCUGAACCCUAAAAUCCAACAGGCCUUUUACGAGAACUGUUUGAGUGCUAUAGCAAACGACGCCAGCAAAGACCUGAAGGUGGAUGGUUGGCUGCUGCUGAUUGAAACCUUGUCCCACGUCUCCCCCGAGUUGGCUGUGAACAACCUUUCUCGCUACGAGUCCAUCAUGGUUUCGUAUCAAAAUAGACCUGUGGUUGGCAAAACUUUGCUCUGGGCUCUUGGCCAGGCCGGACUCAGAAAUUUGGCUGUCGGUGUACAGAUUUGGCAUUCCAUUUUCCGGCCGAGGGCGGACACAAAAAAUUACUCUAAAGUUGUUACUGGCCACUUCUGCUCUUUCGUCCAAGCGGCAUCGACCAAGAGCAAGAAUGUGGCAGACAAUAAUAUUAAUUUGGAGCAAUACCGUUCUUUCAUCUUGCUGCUUACUUCAAAACCCUUUGUUGAUCAUCCAUCUCUAGAGACUACGUUUAAGUCCCUGCAGGUUCUUGCUGUGAAGACAAUCACUGUGACUGUUAUCUUCGAGGAGCUGUUCAAUCAGUAUGAGGGAACCAAUUUUUCUGAUGGAGACAAGGCCAUGAAGCAGAUCAUGGAGGGUUUAACAUGGUGCCUUAAAAAAGACGUGAAAGAGUCUGAAAUUGCGUGGAACUCUAUUUUGAGCAAUAAAAACUUCAAGAAAGCUCUGGAAACCACGUAUCAACUGCUUAAGCAUAUCCAGUCAUCGUGGAAUAAGAGCAACAAGGAAAUGGAAAACUUUGCUGUUGACAACAGCUUCAGAGAUGGCUUUGUGAAUUUGCUCAAGAGUGUGGUGAAGAAGAGCGAAUCUGUGCCAGGCACCAACAAAGUUCCGCCUGGACAGUGUGCCCAUAUCGCUCAGAAUCUCAUCAACCGUCUCAAGAAAAUAGAGAUUGAAAACUCGAAGAAAAUGGGUGGAUUUCCGUGGAAGACUGCUAACCUAAUACUCAUCAUCGCAAUUUCUUCAAUUGUGGCCUACGAUGUGAAGAUCCAUGAUGGCUUUGAAAAAUCAAGCACAGGGAUUUUCCUUCAAAAUAUUGGUGCCCUUCAUUACGGACAAAUAGCCCUGGACAAAUCAAAAGAAUACUACCAAAUUGCUUACAAAUGGAGUGAAAAGGAAAUUCCUCCGAUUUGGAACAAGUAUGGUGCACCCACCUGGCAGGUUGUGCGAGAGCAGAGUGGGAAAUUGUUCGACGCAACGAAAGCAACGGCCCUGAACAUUGGCAACUGGGUGUCGGAAACUUGGCCAAAAGUAUUAUCAUCUGUUGAAGAGUAUGCUCCCGGGCUCAGCGAUAAAAUUGUCGAAUUCAGCAAACUGGGCUGGCAGUCCAUUAAAGAUUUUGGUGCAAUCGGCUACGCCUACUCUCUGCACGCUGUUUCAUGGGUCAACAAAACUGCUUUUGGUGGGCAAUUCUCUGCUGAAUACUUAUCUGAGAUGUCAAUCGCGGCUUACAACGCCUCGCACGCGUUGGCAAUGGACACAUACCAGUGGAUCUCGGAAAUGGUCUUGCCCCUGAAAUCCAGCGCGGUCCCACCGACCAAGAGCUCGUAAUCUUCUACAUUCCCGAAUUUACAUCAUCUUCAUACAAACUUUCGUUUUUCAAAUUUUUCGAUUUUUAUUUAGAUUUGAGAUAGUGCAAAUUUAUCGAAUUUGUUUAAACUGUAAUUAAGACUGUCCCAUCUAACAUCUAUUGCAUGUUAACAUUGAAGCACAAUAACAGUAAAGCGUGUAUGGAAUGUGUACUUUUUAUCAAGAGAAAUGGAUG